CUCACAUUAUUUGCCUUUACGCCAUAGUUAUACUAUUUAUUUAUGGAACAUUUAGUGUUCUUCACUUAUUCCUUGACUUUAAUUUGAGUUUUCUAUUCUUAUUGACAAUCCUCUACUUUGUGAUUAAACUCAUAUGUCAAGCUUUGAUCUACCCUGGAUCAUUUAAAUUAUACUAGAGGAUCAAUUAAAAUAAUCAAGGGUUGUUACAUGCUAAGGUUAAAGUUCAUUCAAAUUUUAGAUGGUAUAGUAACAUGUAAAGGAAUUUGAAGAGAUUAUAUAUUAACGUAAUCAACCAAAUAUCAAUAUCAUUUAAUGGUUUGAGUAUUAAGCAUAGAUAUUUUAAACAAUGUAGAACCUAAGCAAAUUAUAAUAGGAGUAUCACAAUUAUCUAAAGUAAAUUCUCUCAAUACUUCGAACUAAAUGCAAUAAUGAAUUUCUAUUUGAGUGUAUUAUGAGAGGCAAUAAAAUCGAUUAGAAAUAUGUUGAUUAUUUGAUAAUCAAUUUAGAUGGAAUAUACAACAUUGCAAAUAAACAUCUGAUAGAAUUAAAGGGUAUUUAAAAAUUAAAAAGAUGGUGUUCUUUAGAAUUAUUUGGUGGUUUGAAUGAAUUCAGAGCAAUGAUAUAAUUGAAGAAUCGAAAUUCAAAAAGAGUCAUGAUAAUCAAUGGAAAAUCUAAAAUUGAUUGUAUGUACCUCAUCAAUCAAUAAGAAGGCUUACCUAAUAACACAGUACUCUUUUGUAAUCCUAAUGGUGGUUAUUAUGAAUAUAUGUUCUACGACGUAAUAUUAAUAAAUAUAUUUAGUGCAAUUGGUUUAGAUUCUAUGAAAAUAAUUAAAUAAAUGUGAUAGUUUGGAAUUAUAGAUAAUAUGGUUAGAGUACUGGUACAAUAAAUCCAAAGGGUCUUUUAUCAGAUGCAAAUACAGUGGUCAAUUAUUUUAGAGAACAUUACAAUAUAACACGAUUUGGAAUAUAGGGAUACUCUUUAGGUGGGUCAAUAGCUAGUGAAGUAGCUUUGGAAAAUAAUUUGGAUUUUUUAAUAGUUGAUAGAACAUUUUCAUCAAUAGGAUAAGUAGCUUCUAAGUGUUUUAGUAGUCAUAUUAGAAUGAUACUGAAUAUCAUAACAGAUUGGGAUAAACCAUAAUAUAUGAAUUAUUGGAAUUAUAAAGGACAUAAAUUAAUUGUAUAAGAUUCUAAAGAUGAAAUAAUUCCUUAUGUUGCUUAAUUGCAGGUAGCAGUAGGAAGAGAAUGGUUUAGUCCUUAUAAAGAGAAAUAUUUUAAUAAGAUUACAUCAAUGUUAGAUUAAGAGUCAGUUAGUUUUUAGAAAUUUUUUAAUUAAAAUAUUCUGAAUAAUUAAUAGAUGAAAGUCUUAUUAGGUAGUUUAAGUCGGGUAGUAAAUUUGAUAUUGAAAUUUUAUAAAUCUGAAUAGUAGGUGGAAAUUAAUUAAGAAAGAACUUUGAUAAAUAUAGAUAUAAAUAAUUAGAUACAAAAUUAAGAAAAUUAUGUUGAAUUGAUAAGUGUAGAAGAAUUGGAAAGAUUAUAACCAUUAUUAUAUCCAAUGAUUGAAAUAAUGUUUUCUUUAAAGUAUAGUAAUACGGCAUUGAUAGAACUUUUGAUAUAGAAUUAAGAUAAUUUUGAAGAGAAAGUUUAAUGUUUUUUUGCAUGUUGUUUUACUUUUGGAAUGCAUGAUCAUCAAUAUAAUUUUACUUAAUAGUAUUAAUUUUAUAGAUAAUCAAUGAGUGAGUUUUUAAAUUAGGAGAGAAAUUAAAAUGAUUGGGGAAAUGUAAAUAAAUAUUUAAAAUUUAGUUAAAAUUAGAUUGUUAGAUAAUAUUAGAACAUUUUAAUAAGAUAGUUGAUAGAUUUUCUGAAUAUAUGGAUGAUACAUAAUAAACUUAUAAUUAGAAUGAAUCAUCAGAUAGAGGAGCUAAUAUUGAGAUGAAAUUGACAUCACAUUAUAUAUCAAAAAUUGGAUAAUUAAUUAACGUAGAUUGUGGACAUAACAAUAAUUUGAGUGAAUUAGAUUUUAGUUAUGUAAAGGCAUUCUUAAGAUAGAUAGGAAUAUAAUGA
Paramecium sonneborni is the source of this 2063-nucleotide messenger RNA. The record is from the annotation of a GenBank genome assembly. Lineage: Eukaryota; Ciliophora; Oligohymenophorea; Peniculida; Parameciidae.